GGAGGUUGAGUCGGCAAACUCGCCCUUUAUGUACCAUGGAAAACCAGAUUGUCGGACCUGGAUAGUUCGUCGUUAAAAGGUCCCGCUGCAAUCCGUACUUCGGAUAGCGAAACAGAACGAAAGCUACUGCUCCAAGCACCCAACUACAUCAAGAACUGCAAGCCGUCUCACAAAAAUCAGGGCCCGCCGCCCGUGGCCGCCGAAGAGACACAAAGUGUUUGCGCUGAGUCCCUCUUGGCGCAAGAUGGAGGCGCCAAAUGACGAUUUGGCCUCCUGGCCUUCCUUGGAUAGCGACGUUUUCGACGGUUCAUUCGCCAAAUGGCCCACUUCUGAUUUUAGCAACGGCAGUUCUAGGGAGCCGCUACCUCUCGAACCGUCGACAGAUGGCUAUAUAUCAGCCCAAGAUCGUGGUCCAGACCCGAAUCUCAUUCUCAGAAACCUUGGGAUAGAUCUCUCCAUUUCGAGUCCCAUUGAGCUUAUUGAUAACUUCGAUUUACCCGAAACUCCAUCGGCAGGCUUAGCUGACGCCAGCUCCCCAGCGAUCCCGAAUCACAUGACGUGGAGCCCGUCUUCAGUCGAGUCUGGCUCCACGAACUCGCCUACGACGCCGGAAACGCUGGGUCUCUCCCCUGGUCUCUCCCCUGAUCUGCUGAGCUUAUCAUCGCCAGCUCCCCAUAUCAACUUUGUACAUGGAUCUUCCAUUGGCUGGUCGCAGCUGCCAAUGGAACAGGGUGUUAUUGGAGAUGUCGGACAAGGCAUACUCCAGGGCGCAGAUCUGAUCUCUGAGGUUGAAUCAUCGUCGUCCAGAUUGAGUACUGUCCAUAAACCUCACAACAGACACAGUCUCCCUGCAAGAGAGCGCCGCAAGCUUGAUAGGCCAGAAGAAUGCCCUCUCUGUGGCAAAGGGCAUGCGUACAGGGCAGGAUUAAACAGGCACAUUUGUUCCAAACACCCCGAUGAGGCUGCUCGUUUCAAUCUGUCCACGGAAAGGCAGGUCUGCAAGUGGUGUCGCAGCUCCUUUGCGAGGAAGGAUCAUCUCCUCCGGCACCUCACCAGAAAGCACCAACGGGCGAAACAGCAACACAGGCGAAAACGCGGGGACAUACCUGAGAUGUGCGUUACACGUUGAGCGUUUUGUUUUCCUUCUCUCAGACAAAUUGUCGCUUAACGGAUGGUUUUUAUGAGUGAUAUACAAGGGGCGAGUGUCCAGUAUGGAAUAUGG
Messenger RNA from Canariomyces notabilis, 1222 nucleotides. RefSeq lists its product as uncharacterized. The record is from RefSeq and is a predicted model, not a curated record. Bases 245 to 1129 code for a protein of 294 amino acids. The transcript has 3 exons. Lineage: Eukaryota; Fungi; Ascomycota; Sordariomycetes; Sordariales; Chaetomiaceae.